Molecule: messenger RNA, 1214 nt
Organism: Vigna unguiculata (cowpea)
Lineage: Eukaryota; Viridiplantae; Streptophyta; Magnoliopsida; Fabales; Fabaceae
Product: putative peroxidase 26
Biological process (GO): hydrogen peroxide catabolic process; response to oxidative stress
Molecular function (GO): peroxidase activity; heme binding
Source: RefSeq, a predicted model, not a curated record
AAUAUGUUAGUGGCAGUACCGCAAACAAACAAGAAUAGUGUUAUACAAAGAACAAGAGUAAGCCGGAAGUGGGACUCACCCAAAAUGGAGAGAACUAUGCGUGUGGCCUUCCCACUCGUAGUUUUUGCAGUGGCGACCAUGUGUUACGGGGUGGCAGACGCAGCAGUGGUGAAACCUCCGCCGACGUAUUUGAAGUGGCAUUAUUACAGGAUCACCAAUACAUGCCUCUACGCGGAGGAGUAUGUCCGUCACCAAGUUAAACUGUUUUGGGAUAGAGACAGAAGCAUUACGGCAAAGCUCCUCCGCUUGGUUUACUCCGACUGUUUUGUCACUGGAUGUGAUGCGUCUAUUCUGCUUGACGAAGGACCAAAUCCAGAGAAAAAAGCGCCACAAAACCGGGGGCUUGGAGGAUUUGUAGUCAUUGACAAGAUCAAAGAUGUUCUCGAAUCACGAUGCCCUGGAAAAGUCUCUUGUGCUGAUAUACUUCACCUCGCCACCAGAGAUGCUGUUCAUCUGGCAGGUGGACCCUCUUACCCAGUUUUAACAGGAAGAAAGGACAGCAGCAGUACAUCAGAUGCUGCAUCGGUAGACCUUCCAUCACCAUCCAUCUCGCUGCAGAAACUUCUAGACUAUUUCAAAUCGAGGAACUUGAACGAAGUACACAUGACAACACUUCUAGGAGCACACACAAUGGGUAGAACACAUUGUAGCUACAUUGUUGACCGCCUGUACAACUACAAUGGGUCCGGCAAACCCGAUCCAAGCAUGAGUGCCACUCUACUAGAUUCACUUAGAAAACUUUGCCCGCCAAGGAAGAAGGGACAGCCAGAUCCUCUGGUAUACCUAAACCCAGAGUCUGGAUCAAAUUACAACUUCACAGAGUCAUACUACAGAAGAAUCCUAUCCAACAACGCUGUCCUAGGAGUUGAUCAACAAUUACUAUAUGGUAAUAACACUAAACAGAUAACCGAGGAGUUCGCCGUGGGAUUUGAAGAUUUUCGGAAAAAUUUUGCUACAGCAAUGUACAAAAUGGGGAAUUUCAAGGUUUUAACAGGAAACCAAGGUGAAAUACGCAAAAAUUGCCGAUACACAAAUAAGUAGGAGGCAAAAUCGGAUGAUUAGAGUGGACCAAGAUAUGCCCAGUAUAAACAGAUUUGUUUGUGUUUUGAAGGUAAAGAAUAAUACAUGAAUAAUACCCUCUUUGUCUUUUAUAA